Messenger RNA from Dothidotthia symphoricarpi CBS 119687, 753 nucleotides. RefSeq lists its product as uncharacterized. The transcript has a single exon. NCBI's taxonomy places the organism in Eukaryota, Fungi, Ascomycota, Dothideomycetes, Pleosporales, Dothidotthiaceae. Bases 192 to 629 code for a protein of 145 amino acids. The record is from RefSeq and is a predicted model, not a curated record.
CUCAAACAGCCGCUAGAGCGCAGAGCUAAAAGGUUCUAUCAACUACCUUCAAAUGUCACGCUCUACGGCAAUGGCUUGGUCAUUUCGACAGCGGAGAUGCAAAUUCAUUCCAAGAUUACGGCACAAUUUUCUCCAACGCAAUGUAUGCCCGGUGGUACUACCGGCCUUAAUCUUUCGACACAGCAAUUGCGAUGUUGGCAAUCUACCACCACCAAGGAUCUGCACAUACCAAUAUCGUCGCAAAUAUUGCUAGGUCCAUUACGCCGUGUAACAUCGGGUAUGAAAUUUUACAUUUUAAACUUCGCCUUUUAGAGGACCCCAGUUUGGAGGAUCAAAUGAACUCAUCCGCAUCCCGCCUUGUCAUCUCGCCAACGUUUGAUCUCCAUUUAGCGCGUCCUCAACCCCAGCACCUCAUCAGAAAAUCUUCGGACCACCUCCCAACAACCGUUGGUCUAGACUUGAGUUGUAUACUAUGGCCUAUCAAAAUUAAGUGGCGUUGGGUCUUUCUGCAUGUUUACCGCAUGGUUACCGUAUCGGUCUGUGGCUUCGCUGCCCUUCUUCGGUUGAAUUUGUUUGUUUCUCACGCAAAUUUCCGCUAUUGUAUGGUGAGAUUGGAAGUGUUUAUGUAGGACGCCCUGUCCGCUGUUGCUGCAAAAGUUACGAACUUCUAUUCUCUCUCCGUCUCACCAUAGUCAUUCUUUUCGCAAGCCGCUGUGCUGCUGCCAUUCGUUUUUGUACUGCCAAAUAGAAUCG